UUCCAUCCAAUCAUUGAUUCAGUGACGAUGCAACCGUAAAGGUCAGCUAGCUAGGCUAGCUAACAGGGCAUGGUUGACUUCACUUGGGAUUUUAAUCACAAUAGUUCAACUGCGGGUCGUAAACAUUGGCUAUCGAAAAUGUUGACCACAUCUUGGCACAAGAACAUGUCGGUAUUAUCACACAAAAAAACUCUUUAAUCCCAUACAAAAAAUUAAAAAUCUGAAUAAAUAAAACCGAUAACUAAUUGUGACCGUAACGUUUGGUCGUGAGUGACCUACUCCUACACAUAUUGAAAUAACCUAAUUUCUGACAGCUGGUUGUCGUCAGAGCAGUGUAGGAAGGGUAUGAGUCGUUGUCACGUAGCCUGUCCUGUCCUGAGUGUACGCUAGUUGUACUCACAGGGACAUUGUCUUAAUUUAUUGUCCCUGUUCUGUUCUCACGAGAACCGGUAAUCUCGAACUAAGGCACUGAGCUGCAUGACUGAGUCCACCAUGGUCUUCACAGUACGCACGAGGAUGUGGUGGAUACGUCUGAAGAUCAACAGUUACAAGGAUUACAUAAAGUCUCGAAGUUCAGCUGAUCUUGUUCAGCUUGGUCCUACUCUGGGAUAUGUUCUUCUUGUAUAUAUGUCAGUCUUUCAGAUCCAGUGGUACAUUCCUAAUGACUGGGACCCCACACCAAAGAUGUAUAUUCCUCCUACUCCAGUCCCUCGACAAAACAUCAGCAACAUGAUGGAGCUCAAAGAUGGUAUAACAUUUGUCACUGCAUAUUUUGAUCUUGGAACAUUUAAAAAAGGAUCGGUUGUAUUCAAGUAUUUUGGAAAACAUACCUAUAAAAAUUGGAUGACGGCAUAUUCGAAAUUCAACAACUCAGUAAUUCUUUUUACUGAUUCAUCAGAAAUUGAGGAAUUGUUUCGUGAACACAGAAAGCACUUUCCAAGUCAUAUGACACGCAUUAUUAAGAUCGAACAAGACAAGUUAUGGUCGUUUCGAUUAGCUCCUAAGAUCAAACAGAUAUAUGCACAACCUGGGUAUCCUAAGCACCCUCCUAAUACAGUCAAUGAAAGGUAUUCAUGUGCCAUGCAUGUGAAGUACGAAGCCCUGGAAAUGGUGAUUCGUGAAAGGCAGUACAAUACGAAGCAUCUAGCAUGGAUUGACAUUGGGUAUUUUCGUGACAAAGAAGCAAAAUUAUUUUCAUUAGAAACACCUCCAGAUUUCAAGAAAGACCACAUAGCCUUCAUGCAAAUAGAUCGAUUUUACGAGGGAAAAUCCGCCCAUGAGAUCAUAGCAGACAACAUGGUGUGGAUAGCUGGUGGAAUGUUCCUUGGUCAGCCUGAUUAUCUGUUAACGUUCAUCGCUGACUAUAAGUACAGUGUGGAGAGUCUGAUAGCACAGAAACUGAUGAGUACCGAUCAACAGGUACUCUACAUCAUGUACUCGAAGCAAUCACAUCUACGUGCACGUGUUCCUGUCCAAAUGUACUAUCAUAAUUGUCGAUGUGACUGGUUUUUCUUGGGUACUAUCUGUCGGUAUAUCUGGGAAAUGAAACACUGGCCCCGUCCACCUGUAGGAUACUUUUUGGCUUUAUCGUUGUAAACAACCUCUCCUCAGUGACCAGUUUAAGAAAAAGAUGAUGAUCAGUGUAAAUGGAUCAAUAUUCUCUGUUAUAAACAUUUUGAAGACAUUCAUUUUAUGUUUUCCUCAAGUUUUUUUGAAAAAAAUAUUAGUCAAACCUAUCAUUUCUAUUAUAUUAUUUUUGAAGCAUCCAUUAUUGUGAAAAAUCAGAGAUUUCUUUUGAUGAAAUAUUGGAAGUAGUCCACUUAAAAGUCUCUACUGACCUACCAAAAAUGAGCUUCUUCAGUCAGCCAUCUAAUACAAGAUCAAAAAUGUAUCAAAAGUUCAAAUUGAACAUCUUUUGUCUUAAACUGUCAUGGCUAUUUACUUCACAUGGCACUAUGAUUACUGUCUUCACUAUAUAAUGUCAGGUCAUGACUUUCUGGUCAAUAGGUAUAGCUUGGAAGUCUAAUUUAUAUGAUAUCACAUGAGAUUCUACUUAUGAAAUAUAUAUAUGAGUCCUUUUAUCCUGCAAAUUCUUAGGUUGUGUAAUUUCUGUUGCUGUGUGGUGCCUUGUAUGGCAAUGUAAGUCAUGUGCUCACUUUUGUUCUGUAGUCCCUCGUAACAAUAUUCUGUCGGAUGGUUCCCUAUGUCAUGUCUAUACAUACCUCUUUUUAUCACUGUCAUGUGAUCACUUAUGUCAUAUGAUCUGGAUCCCUUUUUCAUGUGAUCCUUUAAGUCAUGAUCAAAUGAUCCCCUGUCAUUUGAUUCUCAUGUUGUGAAAUGUGAUCUCUAAUGUCAUAUGGCCCCUUAUGUCAUGUUGUCCCUUCAUCAUGUGAUCCCUGAAGUCAUGAUCAUGUGAGCUCUUAUAUGUCAUGUGAUCCAUUAUGUCAUGUUAUCCCUUCAUCAUGUGAUGUCAUGAUCAUGUGAUCCCAAUUAUAUCAUGUGAUUCUCUUGCAUAAUGUAAAUGAUCCCUUCCGUUAUGUCAUGAAAGACUUUUUUCUCUGGAUUUGGACCUAUGUGGCCUUUUGCCCUGUCGUGUAAUCUCUGAUAUGUGAUGUGAUCCCUUGAUUUGGUACUGUAUAAAUUACUGCAUUGAAGUAGUUGCAUGAUGAAGAAAUUGAUAUGUAUACAUUAAUUCACAUUGUUGAUCUGAUUUUCUUUACAUUUUACAUUCCAUUUGAUAAAUACAUAUGCACUGUACUUUUAAAUUUCAUGUUGGAAUAGGUCAGUAUUCCUCGGUAAAAAAAGGCAAAUCAUUCACUCAGUUGUUCCCUUCAUCAUAUCAGAUGUGUUGUAAAUAUAUUAUUUAAAUAUGAUUUUUCAGUAACAUUUACAUGAUAUGUUGUGAGAUUAACACAUUAUAAUGAGUUUAUUUAAGGUUUUUUUUUUAACUGAGAUAUUAAUGGUUUCUAUUUGAUAUUUUGUUGUAAUCAUACAAUUUUUUUAAGCAUUGAUGUCAUUUUUUUUAGUUUCAUCGGAGUAUGAAACAAAUUUUGUUUGCAAACUGUAUGAAUCUGCGUGACAUUAUGAAUUAGAAUAUAACUCAUUUUAAUGUUGAUUUAGGUGAUUUUGAUCAGGGUGUAAUUAGAAGUAUAUGAUUUGAUCUGUAGUUUUACAAAAAUCCUGAUGCUUAUACCUGGCAAUGAUAGUUAUUUGUGGUUUCUUUCGUAUUCGCUUUCUUUAAAGCAGAAAAUGUAUAUUUGUAAAAAACUAGUCAAAAUGGUUUCUGAAUCAGCAUAAUACAUUUUAAUUCUUUAUACAUCUUUAUGUGUAUAUUUACCAUAGUAUAUUCUUUGUCAAUACCUCUUCCAUUUACAUUGAAUUCCAUGCUAAUCUAAGCCUAAUUUAUGUAUGUGACUUUCAGCUAAAUACUCAAAUGAAUUUGUGUAUUUUAUUUUCCUUUUUACUUUUUAGUCUACCAGCAUCAGAGAGCUUUGUUGGCUGUUCAAAUCACCCUUUGUUUUUACUCUAAUAUAUCCAUCUGUUUCCCGCCCAUUAACGUUGAUCCUUACCUCUGGUUCUAGAGAGGUACCCUAAGGAAAUAAAGAUUUGGAGAGGAGUCUCUAGUGUAAUUUAUAUGUAUAUUUUAUCUAAUCAGUUAUUUUCUAGGGUUUGGUCUGAUGUACAUCCAUCUCUGUACAGGGAUUUUCCAAUACAAUGCUCCUUAUACCCUUAAAUAUUUUUUAUGUUACAGUUGAUCCUCGAUCUGAUCUAUACCUUGUAACUAUUUUAGAUUUCAUCGAAAAGCAGGCGGCAUAUAGGUAUUACUAUGUCGGCGGCGGAGGCGGUGUCCACAUAGGGGUUUCCAUGCAAUAACUCAAGUAUCCCUUGGGCCGUUCAAACUCAAACUUCAUGCAGAUCUUCCUUACUAAAAGUUCUUGCUUUAGACUGCUUUUCUGGUCUGAAAAUCGAAGGUCAAUGUCACUUUUACUGAAAAUACAAAAUUUGUUUUCUUGUGAUAAUGUAAGUUCCUUCAUUAUGUCGGUGGUAGCAAUGAUGGCAUCCGCACAGAGGUUUCCACGCAAUAACUAAGUUCCCUUAGGCUGAUCAAACUCAAUUUUCAUGUAGUUUUUCCUUACCACAAGUGCUUGGGAUUGUUAUUGUUACUCAAUACUGGUUCCAAGGUCAGAGGUCAAGGUCACUGUUGCUAUAAGUAGAAAAUCAGUUUCCGUGCAAUAACUCUAGUUCUCUUGGGCAACUCAAACUUUAUGCUGUGCUCACAUUGACAUUGAAAAAGCCUUGAAAAGGCCUUGAAAAUUUAUUUGAUGAAAAAAUGAGUAGAAUUAUGAUUUUGUUAAAGUAGAUAUACAUCUAUAUAUAUUUAAGUGAGGUUGUUAUAUGUAUUUUAUUGAUCUGGUUGUAUGUAUGUGAGAAGAUGUACUUUUUAUAUACAGGUUGAACUAAAAUAAGAUUUUGUAUGGAUUAUAGAUGUUUUGAGGAAGUAUCCAAUGUCCAAUGGGGGUAGUUGAAUACAUCAUGGAGUUAGAUGGAUAAUUCAUGAGGGCAGAUAAGUGCUUACUGGGUGCCCCCACCCCCCUCUCCCCUGCAAGACUGGACAGGGCUAUUUUUUUUUGUCAAGAAUUGCUCAGCAAUACUAGAUUAUCUCCCCCUAGUUUGAAACUUCAGACAUAUCAUAGAGAAAAAAAUUGUAAAGCUCAAUAUAUUCUGGAGACAGGGGGCCAGUCAAAGCAACCCCCACUCCCAUCUAAAAAAGAAAUGUCUGAAAAUGUGCUGUACACACUAGUGAAGGUCCAGAUACACAGACUGUAACAUAUAUUCUCAGCUUCCCGUGGCUGACAACUGCUGUACAUUUGAUGCAGGCAGUAAGAUGGCUCCCCUUGGCUGACAACAGAAGUACAUUUGACGCAUGCAGUAAGAUGGAUUCAUUUAUCAAAGUAUUUGUUUUAUUAUAGUGUUGGCUAUAGAAUUUUAGAUCUUUUAUUGGCAAUUCUUAACAAAAUGAAUGUUUACAUCUUUAUUUUAACAUCUAUGACAUAUAGUGGUGUAAUAGUCCCAAAUCAUAUUUUCUUAUAGCAUAACGAUGGGUUAGUUCGUUUAAAGUUUUGAUAUAGUUAAUAAUUUAAAUAUUUUGAAUAUUUGUUAUGUACUUAUUGUUGUCAGAUUCAUUGACCAUUGAACAUAUUUUAUUUGGGGUAAACUUUUUGAAGCUUAUGUCAGGUUUUUUUUCAAAACAUGCUUAUCGGUAAACAAAUACAGGUAUUUCAGCUUGAACAAAUGUUAACACAUUUUAAGAAGUCAUCCCAGAUACUAUUUUUGAGUUAUAGUUCCAUUAUCUAGUCAAUGUUGUAAUACCAAGUGCUUAAUGAGUGCGCGAGCUUCAUGCCAUACAUCUGUAUAUAUAAUCAACACCUCUAAUGGGAUAUGAAACACUAAAAAAUGCUACCUCACAAGAAGAUUCCCAAUCCAAUCACCAUCAUACCUAUGUUUGAGUACAGGUCAUCAGAGUUAUUCCCCCUGUGAGCUCUGAUAAAUAUGCUAAUGUACUCUAGAGUCCUGUUAGAUGUGAUGAAAUAUAAAGGGAAGAUAACUCAUUGUUAUGUGAUAAAAAGAAAGACCUCAAUUAUGUGUUGUAUUACUUUUAUUUUCAUGGUAAGGUAAUGUUUUUAUCCUUCAAUAAUGUAAUAUUUAUUGUAAUCUAUUACUUCAAGAAAGGUUAUAUGUUUUCUUUCAUGUCUAUUGACAAAAUGUUCUUUUCUAAAAAAAAAUGUUCAAAUUAACAUAUUUUCGUGAAAACAGAGAAUUGUGGCAUGUUUUUCAUCCUUAUUUUGAAAUAAUCAGGUUUUUUGUUUUCUGACUGUGUCAUAUCCCCUUAAAUAUGAAUUUAACAAUAGCCAAUAAGCCAAAUAAUGAAUUAAACCAUACUACAGCAUUAAUUCAGUCAUACCAUUUAAAGUCAGAGUUUGGAAAUGGAGAACUGAGAAAUCGCAAUGUAGCAUGAAUUCAUAGUCAUUUUACUAGAAGAGCCACUGACCACAUGUUUUAUAAAAAAAAAUAACAAAAUUUCAUGAUUAUACGAUUUUAUUCAUUUUUUUUUCUUUUCAUUUCUUGAGAAUGUUUUGUAGGCUAUUUUGAUGUCAUACCUUUAUCAGUGCAAGACAAGUAUGUUAAAAAGGUCUAGGCAGUUUAAAGAUCAGUAUUGUCCUUGAUAUCAAUGUCUAUGUUUAUAUCUAUAUAUGUAUACUUAAAUGAAUCAAUAUUCUUUUAAAUAGGACAAGAAUCGACCCUAUCUUAUCAACUGACAGUAUUUCAAAAGCAUUUGAAAGUGUUCCCAUAUCUCUUCAUCAAUUUUGAAUUUAAAUCUUGAAAUUUUGGAGUACAUAUAUUCCCUAUGGAAAAUAUGUCCAAGAUUUUUGUAGUAGUUGAAAAAUAAUGCAUUCAUUUCAAAUCAUAUUUACAUUAAACCUUCUUCACUUUUGUUUUGUCCUCACAGCUGUGUGCUAUAAUAUUCCAGUAUAAAUGCUUAUUCUAUUAAAACUGUAACAUGUCAAAUAAAUGUCAAAUAAUGAAUUAUAACCCAUUAGAAAAAAUGAUUUUAUUAGAAAUAAAUUUAAAGGAAGUUCCAUAGUCCCCAUGAACUGAAUAAAAGCAUUCUUUUCUUGUAUCUUUAAUUGAUAUGUCACUUAGUAUUUAUAUCACUAUAAUUGUACAUAUGUUGUCAUUGUUGGUGUAUGUUGUUAUACCUAUUUAGUUUUUUUUUUAUACAGAUCUUAGAAGUGUAUACAAUGUAUAUGUUUAAUAUUUUACUGUUAUAGCAGUAUAUUAAUAUGAUGAGUGCUCACAAUUUUCUUGAAAAUGUUAGAAAAUAUGUUAAGAAGUGCUUCCUCUUGAUAAUUACACAAUCAAUUUACAUUUACAUUUUGAAACUGAAAAAUUAGCAUAAUUGUUAAAAUGCAAUCUACCCCUGUUUUUACAGAGAAUGUCUACCAUCACUACACUUGUAUUUUUAACAGUGAAAAUGUUUCACAGAAUGCACUUGUUAUUUUUUGAAAAUUUUAUGUAUUUGGUCACAAUCUGAUGAAUAAAAAAUCUGUUUGAAUUCAAAA
Molecule: messenger RNA, 7121 nt
Organism: Pecten maximus
Lineage: Eukaryota; Metazoa; Mollusca; Bivalvia; Pectinida; Pectinidae
Exons: 4
Coding region: 478-1596 (372 amino acids)
Source: RefSeq, a predicted model, not a curated record